CGAGGCGCUGCGGUCAGGUGUCAAGAAUCCUUGUUUUUGUAAACGUUUUUCUCGAGAUCGUGUGAAAAUCGGGCAAUUCCACAGGUUUUGGACACUUUUCCACCACACUCAGCCAUGGCAGAUGAUCUUCAGAACUACAAACUGCAGCUUCAGCAGGUGGAAGUGGCCUUGCUCUCAGAUCCCGACAACCAGGAGCUGCUGAAGCUGAAAAAGGACCUCGAGGAGGUGAUUGACCUGACGCGCGACCUGAUAAAGACACAACUGGAGGAGCAGAAGAAGUCCUCGUACAUCGGGCCGGACACAGACAAAUCCUCGCUGUACGACGACGACAUUGACCAGGUGCUGAGGGCGGCGGAGCGCAUCCAGGACGAGGAGAAGCAGGCGAGCUGGAAGAUCGGCGACAAGUGUCAAGCCAAGUGGACGGAGGACGGCCAGUACUACGACGCCACCAUCGAGGGCAUCACAGUCGGCGGCGAGGUCAGUGUCAUCUUCGACGCAUAUCAGAACCGAAGUACAACAACGCUCAAGGAGCUGCGGGAACGCACCACACGCAAUGAAGUAUUCCCAUCGAGUAGUAGCAACAAACGCCGCCACCCGAACCAGAAGGAGUAUCUGAAGAAGAAGAAGAUGAAAAAACAGCAGCGCUUCAAGGAGCUGGAGCAGGAGCGCGAGACGGAGAAGAACAAGUGGCUGGCUUUCACCACGAAAAGUGCCAAGAAGUCGGGUGGCAUUCCAAAGAGCAUCUUCGCGUCCCCGGACAAUGUGAACGGCCGCGUGGGCAUUGGCACGUGCGGCGUGGCCGGGAAGCCCAUGACGGAGACGAAGACGUGCGAGAAGUGGCGCAAGGGGAUUUAGAUCAUGUUCACUCACACUUUCAGAUACGUUUCUUUAUUGGAGACACCGAAAUAUAGCUGGCAUUU
Molecule: messenger RNA, 920 nt
Organism: Phlebotomus argentipes
Lineage: Eukaryota; Metazoa; Arthropoda; Insecta; Diptera; Psychodidae
Gene: Spf30
Product: survival of motor neuron-related-splicing factor 30
Exons: 3
Coding region: 115-855 (246 amino acids)
Biological process (GO): regulation of alternative mRNA splicing, via spliceosome; mRNA processing
Cellular component (GO): nucleus; cytoplasm; precatalytic spliceosome
Molecular function (GO): RNA binding
Source: RefSeq, a predicted model, not a curated record